This is a messenger RNA of Penicillium lagena, 1197 nucleotides long. Its product is annotated as arsenic resistance protein. Gene Ontology annotation, biological process: antimonite transmembrane transport; arsenite transport. NCBI's taxonomy places the organism in Eukaryota, Fungi, Ascomycota, Eurotiomycetes, Eurotiales, Aspergillaceae. The transcript has 4 exons. Bases 1 to 1197 code for a protein of 398 amino acids. Gene Ontology annotation, molecular function: antimonite transmembrane transporter activity; antiporter activity; arsenite transmembrane transporter activity. The record is from RefSeq and is a predicted model, not a curated record. Gene Ontology annotation, cellular component: plasma membrane.
AUGGCCACAAGUCCUCAGACAGAUCUGCGUCAAAAGGCCCAACCGCAAUCUCAUCAUAAUACAUUGAAUGAUCACUUGGCAAGUAUUCCAGUCGAGGAUACAGCAAAGGAUGUCGAAAAGCAAAAGGGGAACGAGCCGGAAGAAACCGCGGCUAAGCAAUCCGCCUUCAAAAGUCUUGGCUGGUUAGACCGUUUUCUAGCCGUAUGGAUCUUCCUUGCGAUGGCUGUUGGAAUCAUCCUGGGGAACUUUGUGGAAAAUGUAGGUCCCGCCCUUCAAAAGGGCAAGUUCGUCGGGGUGUCUAUUCCAAUCGCGAUUGGUCUCCUGGUCAUGAUGUACCCCAUUCUCUGCAAAGUGCGGUACGAAUCUUUACAUCAUGUCUUCCGAGAGCGGGGGAUCUGGGUCCAGAUUGGGUUCAGUAUCUUUGUAAAUUGGAUUAUUGCUCCUUUCUUGAUGCUAGCAUUGGCAUGGGCUUUCCUACCAGACAAGCCAGAACUUCGAGAGGGCUUGAUUCUCGUUGGAUUAGCUAGAUGUAUCGCCAUGGUUCUUAUCUGGACUGGUCUCGCUGGCGGCGAUAGUGAAUACUGCGCAAUUCUCGUCGCAAUCAAUUCAUUGCUACAAAUGGUGCUCUUUGCUCCCUUGGCUGUCUUCUUUAUCAAAGUCAUUGGCCACUCGAGCAGGCAAGUCACACUAUCUUAUUCUACUGCUGCCAAGAGUGUUGCAGUCUUUCUUGGCAUCCCUCUAGGUGCCGCAAUUGUUACCCGCUUCACCCUUCGAAAGAUUGCUAGCCCACGUUGGUACGACCAGGUCUUCCUAAAGUGGGCAGGCCCGUGGUCACUUCUUGGACUUCUCUUUACAAUCCUUGUGUUGUUCGCAUCUCAGGGUCACCAGGUGGUUCAUCAAAUCGUAUCAGUAAUCCGAGUUGCUGCUCCGCUCAUCGUCUAUUUUAUCAUUGUCUUCUUCGUCACUCUUCUUGUGACUUACAAGCUCGGGUUUGGUUAUAAGUUGGCUGCCACUCAAAGUUUCACCGCUGCUAGCAAUAAUUUCGAACUUGCUAUUGCUGUUGCUGUCGCAACCUUCGGUGCUAAUAGCAACCAAGCGCUUGCCUCCACUGUCGGGCCGUUGAUUGAGGUACCGGUACUGCUUGGCCUUGUUUAUGUUGUCAAGUUUAUAGCCAAGCGAGCGGGCUGGAAGGACUGA